UCAGAUUCUCGAUGUUUUUGUAUGUGAUCCGGUCGUAGUUGUUGUGAAUUCCGUGUUAUAAAAUAUUUUUAUUGUAAUAAAAGUUAAAAUAUGUGACUUAAAUUUAUAUCCAUUUACCAAACAAGAGUAAUUUUAUUAAAAUGCACAGGCACGGGGAGGUGGUAAAGGAGAACGUAUUCGAAGAGGGCGUGGUACCACUUCGCUGGAUUGCGGUAGCUGCCGUCGUCACGUCGCUGUCGCUGGCGGUAGCGGCGCUGGUGGACCGCCACUUGCCCGAACCUCUCGACCGCUCCGCGCCAGCCGACCGCUUCAUAGCAGAGAUAGCGCACGAGCACCUCGUCAACCUCACCUCCAUCGGUCCGAGAGUAGCAGGUAGCUACGAAAACGAGGUAUUAGCGGUGCAGAUACUGGUGGAGGCCGUGAAGAGCAUCGCGGCGCAGGCGUCCCCACACAACCGCGUCGACUAUGACGUGUUCUCGGCCAGCGGCGCCUUCUCCCUUACCUUCCUCGACGGCAUGAGCAACGUGUACCGCGACGUGCAGAGCGUGGCGGCGCGCGCGCGCGGCGCGGGCGGGCGGGCGGCGCGCGCGCGCUCGGCGCUGCUGCUCAACUGCCACUUCGACACCGUGCCCGACAGCCCCGGCGCGAGCGACGACGGCGCGGGCUGCGCGGUGGCGCUGGAGACGCUGCGCGCGCUCGUGGCCGCGCCGCGCCCGCUGCGCCAUGACGUCAUAGUGCUGCUCAACGGCGCCGAGGAGAACAUCCUGCAGGCCUCGCACGCCUUCGUCUCCCAGCACCCAUGGGCGAAGUCUGUGCGUGCGUUCAUCAACAUCGAGGCGUGCGGCGCGGGCGGUCGCGAAGUGCUGUUCCAGGCCGGCCCGCAUGACCCCUGGAUCAUGGAGGUGUACGCGGGCGCGGUGCCGCAUCCGUUCGCAUCGUCGCUGGCACAGGAGCUGUUCGAGAGCGGGCUCAUCCCGGCAGACACGGACUUCCGUAUCUUCCGCGACUACGGUGACCUGUCGGGCGUCGACCUGGCGUGGAGUAGCAACGGCUACGUGUACCACACGCGCCUCGACACCGCCUCGCGCGUGCCGCCCGCCGCGCUGCAACGCACCGGCGACAACGUGCUGGCGCUGACGCUCGGUCUGCUGAGCAGCGAGCGCCUGGAACUCGACACGGAACGAGAGCGACAACCGGUGUUCUUCGACGUGAUCGGCGCAUUCGUGGUCGCCGCUCGCGCGCCUGCCGCCGCACUAGCCGUCGUCGUCACGCUGAUGACGCUCGCGCUGUCCCUGCACCUGUCCGCCGACGACGCCGCUAAGCAACUGUACAUCUCGAGGCGGGCGUGGUGGCGCGCGGUGCUGCGCGCGGCGCGCGGCGUGGCGCUGGCGCAGCUGGCGGGCGCGGCGGCGGCGCUGCUGCCGGCGCUGCUGCUGCACGUGGCGAACGCGCGCCUCGCCUUCUACGCGUCGCCCGGCCUGCUCGUGCCGCUGUACGCGCUGCCGGCGCUGUGCGGCGCGUGGGCGGACGCGCGCUACGCGUGGCGGCCCGCGGCCCCGGUGCGCGGCUGGUGGGAGUGGCGGGCGUGGCGCGACGCGCUGGCGCUGUGGGCGGGUGCGGCGCUGGCUGCGGGCGCACUGGCGGGCCUGCGCUCGGCCUUCCUGCCGCUACUGUGGACGCUGCCGGCGCUCGCGGCGCUGCCGCGCUGCUCGCCCGCGACCGGCUCGGCGCUGCACGCGGCGCUGUCUGCGCUGCCGGCGCUACAGACCGCCUACCUGGCGUUGGGCUCGAUAGACAUGUUCGUGCCCAUCAUGGGCCGCGCCGGCACCGCUCCUCUUCCCGCCGACGUGAUGAUGUCGCUGGUCGUGUCGUCGCUCACCCUCAUGACGUUCAGCUGGAUGCUGCCGCUGGUGGUGGCCGCGCGCAAGCCUGCUCCGCUGAUAUACGCGGGCGUGCUGGUGUCGGCGCUGACGUGCGCACUGGUGGUGCUGACGCCGCUAGGCGCGCCCUACAGCGCAGAGCGCCCGCAGCGCGUCAUGCUGUUCCACACGCGCCGGACGCUGCACACUCCGGAGCCCGUCGUGGAGGACUUCUACUGGCUGCCCGAGCUGGACGUCAACACGCCGCACUCGCUGGAUGCGCACGUGGGCGGCAUGCGGGAGGCGCGCGCGAGCUCCGACGCCGAGUGCGCGCGCUGGCUGUACUGCGGCGCGCCCUACUUCCUGCCCGUGCUGUCGCUGGUGUCGCGCGGCCACCGCCUGCCGGCGCCCGCGCCGCCGCUGGCCGAGCUGCGCGUGCGCGCCGAGCUGCUGCCGCACGCGAGCCCCGACGCGCGCACGCUGUCGCUCGAGCUGGAGGGCCCGAGCCACGUGGUGGUGAUCCUGUCGCCGGCGGCGGGCGCGCACGUGCCGUGGUGCUCGGAGCUGGCGGGCGCGCCGCAGCCGGGCCCGCGCUGGGGCGCGCGCCGCACGUACUUCCUGGCGCUGCACCACGCGCGCCGCCCGCGGGCCUGGCGCCUGCGCUGCACCGUGCAGCGCGCGCGCGGGGCCGGCGGGGCGGGCGCGGCCGGCUGGGUGCAGGUGUCGGCGGCGGGGCACGCCAUGUUCGGCGCGGGGCAGCGCCACGAGCGGCACGCGCGGCUGCUGGCGGGGCUGCCGGCCUCCGUGGCCGCGACGGGCUGGGGCGUGGACCUGCACCUGUUGGAGCUCUAGCGGAAGCCGGUGUGCUGGCCGGCACUUUCUGGUGUGCCGAACGAUGUGCGUCACACGUGAUACGGUUCGGACGUCGAGGUCUUAUAGCAAUAUGGAAUUAUUUACUACGCUUC
Nymphalis io (European peacock) is the source of this 2824-nucleotide messenger RNA. Its product is annotated as endoplasmic reticulum metallopeptidase 1-like. The record is from RefSeq and is a predicted model, not a curated record. Gene Ontology annotation, molecular function: metalloexopeptidase activity. Lineage: Eukaryota; Metazoa; Arthropoda; Insecta; Lepidoptera; Nymphalidae. Bases 141 to 2711 code for a protein of 856 amino acids. Gene Ontology annotation, biological process: proteolysis. The transcript is spliced from 12 exons.